AUGGUUAUCAAAAAGGCGAUGAAGUAUUUACUCCUGGCAAUUUCUAUGAUUAUUGCAGUGAAUAAUUGCAUUUCAUUAGGAUUAGGUGGUGGGGAUACGCUUCUACCGGGGGACUUGCUGGCUGGAAAUCAGGCCAUAACGUCAAAGAAUGGCACGUUUGCAUUGGGAUUUUUCAGUCCGAAAGGAACGAAUAACUGGUACAUUGGCAUCUGGUACGCACGAAUGUCUCCGAAGACCAUAGUUUGGGUGGCAAACAGAGAUAAACCUGUCAGAAGCAUGCCUGGCGUCCUGAAAUUUUCAAGCCACGCUCGUCUCGGACUGUUUGAUAGAGAGGGCCGGUCAGUGUGGUCGCCUGAUCCUGUUCUGAAAGGAUCGCGGGCAAUUAUAAGCGAAUCUGGUAAUUUCAUCAUGCUGGGUGAUGGGCAAAACAAGUCCGAGAUUGUUUGGGAGAGUUUCACUCAUCCGGGAGAUACAUGGUUGCCUGGCAUGAAGAUGUGGAAAGGCAUGAAGUUAACUUCGUGGAAGAGCUCUGUGGAUCCUGCAACUGGGCUUUUCUCUAUGGGAAUGGACAUCUCUCCAGGAAAGACGCAGAUGUUGAUGGUCUAUAACAACAGUAAUCCAUAUUGGUACAGUGGAGAAUGGACUGGCAAUUCCUUUGCCAACGCUCCAGAGGCGUAUAUUCCUAACAAAUUCGUAGUAUCCUGUGUGACGGUUUCUCCUUCAAGCAUAUACGUUAGUUAUAGCAUAUUCCCGUCAGUACACAUCCUGACAGGGAAGUUGCAGGUAGAUGAGAAGGGCCACAUAGGUCUUUACUUCGGGAUGGAUGAUUGUACCUGGAGUCAGGUACGGUCGUCAUACGGAGGUCAGUGCAAUAAGUAUGAUAUCUGCGGGCCGUAUGGACUGUGUAAUGGGAAUGAUACGUGUGGUUGUAUUGAGGGUUUCACACCCAAGAAUUACACUCAAGAUGUCUUUUCAAGUGGGUGUGCUCGGCGAAAACCCCUGCACUGCUCUGUCACAGCGGGCACCACCGACGGCUUCUUGGAAUCCAAGAACCGAUACUUGCCCAAAGAAAAAGCUGUCUCAUACAACAACGAGUCAACACUGCAAGGCUGCAGGACUGCUUGUCUCAAAAAUUGCUCCUGUACAGCUUUCGUUUUCUUUAUUUCUGAUCUACCUAUCUGCAGAAUGUGGUUUAGUGAACUUUUCAAAAUGGGCGUUUCAUCUGACAGCCAAUCUGUCUUCAUUAGGCUGGCUGCUUCUGAGUUGCCGCUCUUGACAUCAGAGAGGCGGAGGAAAGCCCCUGCACUUCACAUUUUACUUCCUGCUGCCGCGGCUUCCUCUUCUCUUUUAGGUAUCGUCUUGGCCGCAUUUAUUCUCUGGAAACGUCGAAGACUGUGGAAGAAGAGCGCGGAAGAGGAUGUGCCGACCUCUCUCAAAGCGUUCACUUACAAAGAGCUGCGAAUUGCAACCGAAAAUUUCAAGCAUAAGCUGGGAAGCGGUGCAUUCGGCUCUGUGUUCAAAGGCUCUCGAAGGCUACCGGUGUAUGCCUACAUGCCCAAUGGCUCUCUAAAUUCUUCUCUUUUCUAUGAAGAGGGAGAAGCAGGUAAGGUGUUAGAUUGGAAGACCCGUUUUGAGAUCGCACUGGGCACUGCACGAGGAUUAGUUUAUCUCCACGAGGAAUGCAAGGAUCGUAUCAUUCACUGUGAUAUAAAGCCUGAAAACAUUCUUUUGGACGGUGACUUCAGCCCGCAGAUAGCUGAUUUUGGUUUGGCAAAGUUGGUGGGCAGAGAUUUCAGUCGUGUAUUGACGACCACAAGAGGAACUCGAGGGUACUUGGCCCCCGAGUGGAUCUCCGCCCUUCCUAUCACUUCCAAGGUGGACGUAUACAGUUUUGGCAUGACGUUCCUGGAAAUUUUAUCGGGUCGCAGAAAUCUGGACUUGAAGGUGGAGGAGAGCAGAUUGUACUUUCCUACCUGGGCUUCAUCACAAAUUGGGAGAGGAAACAUAAUAGGUGUUGUGGAUGUAAGAAUAGCUAGCGAGGCGAAUAUCGAAGAGUUGAGAAGAGCCGCGGUGGUGGCGACGCUGUGCAUUCAAGAUGAUGAAGAUAGGAGGCCAAGCAUGGGUGAAGUGGUGAGAAUAUUAGAGGGGACGAUCGAGGCUCCUGCGCCAGAAAUUCCGAGGUCCCUACAGGUGCUGGUAGAUCAAGUAGAAGACAGGGACACUGCUUAA
Molecule: messenger RNA, 2229 nt
Organism: Cryptomeria japonica (Japanese cedar)
Lineage: Eukaryota; Viridiplantae; Streptophyta; Pinopsida; Cupressales; Cupressaceae
Product: G-type lectin S-receptor-like serine/threonine-protein kinase At2g19130
Exons: 2
Coding region: 1-2229 (742 amino acids)
Biological process (GO): recognition of pollen; protein phosphorylation
Molecular function (GO): ATP binding; protein serine/threonine kinase activity
Source: RefSeq, a predicted model, not a curated record